Molecule: messenger RNA, 3017 nt
Organism: Pomacea canaliculata
Lineage: Eukaryota; Metazoa; Mollusca; Gastropoda; Architaenioglossa; Ampullariidae
Product: PRELI domain containing protein 3B-like
Exons: 6
Coding region: 150-803 (217 amino acids)
Biological process (GO): phospholipid transport
Cellular component (GO): mitochondrial intermembrane space
Molecular function (GO): phosphatidic acid transfer activity
Source: RefSeq, a predicted model, not a curated record
ACUUUAGUUAUAUGUCAUUUCGUCAUAUUGUGCGUUUUGCGGAGAAGCCGAAGGCUGGGUGGUCACGUUUCGAGGAGUCUAUGUAUGUGUGUGUGUCGGUAAGACCAAGUUACGCGAGGAAAACCUAAAGGAACAAAAACAAUCGAGAAAUGAAGAUCUGGACAUCGGAACAUAUAUUUGACCAUCCUUGGGAGACAGUAGUGACAGCAGCUUGGCGCAAAUAUCCAAACCCACACAAUCCAGCGGUGGUAGGUUUGGAUGUUGUUGAUCGAAAAGUGGAUGAGAAGGGCAUCCUUCGUAGUCAUCGUUUAUUGAGCACAUCAUGGGGACUUCCACGAUGGGUUACAACAAUGAUUGGAAUGGACAGAGUAUGCUAUGCCAGCGAGCACUCAGAGGUAGACCCACAGCAGAAAAAUUUCACCUUACGAACCAGAAAUGUCACAUUCUGCAAUAUAGUAACAGUUGAUGAGGUGUUGGUGUAUUCUCCGCACCCUGAAGAUGGCAGCAAGACUCAGCUAAAGCAGGAAGCAGUAGUAUCAGUCCAAGGCGUACCUCUGUGUAGUAAAAUGGAAGCUAUUGUGACAGAGACCAUUUCAAAAAAUGCCAGCAAGGGUCGUCAAGCUAUGGAAUGGGUAAUCAGUCUGGUAAAAACUGAGGCUCAAGAACUUUCCACAGAAGCAGUGAAACUCUCCAAAGAUGCCAUGAAACUUUCCAAUGAGUUUUCCAGUGAAGCUAAGAAGCAUUUUGAUAGUGUCCUGCCACAUGUUCAACAUUCCAAUACCACCCGAAACACUGCUUUAUGAUUGUAUAUUAACUUAGGUAAAAUAAUGACAUAUAGCCCAAGACACCACCCUCAACUCUCUUAAAUCCAGCCGUCCUCUUCUUCCUUUUUAGUGUGCUCAUGAAGCUGAUGUGAUAAAAUAUUUUAAUUUGCUUAUUUGAUUUUUUAAGAAAUGCAAGAUGACAAAUUUUUAUUUUAGUAAAGCUUCAUGAUUUAUAAAAAAAAAAAAUGGACAUUUUUGUAUGGCAGGCAAUACAUCUUGGGAUCAUGAUAGAAGAACUGCAGUCAAUGUGGCUGUCUGUGCUGGCUUUAUUCAGUUUCUCACUGUCGUUUAUCAUUUGCACUCUAGCUUUGUACAAAAUAAUUGUGUGGCCUUCAGCUGUUGUUGUCUUGUAAGAGAUCUCAGGGUGUAUUUUCAUGAACUAUUGCAUGUUUUUUGAUCCACCUUGCUUCUGGUCAAGUAACUGCAUUUUUCUUCAUAUUUUUAGAAAUAAGUUAAUGAAAUAUUUGGAAAACAAAAGUAGCUAUUAGUUAUUAGGGAGUUAUUAUUCUGAAAGCAUUAUUGAUAUGAAUUAAGUUUAUGGAUUUCAGCUUUAAGCAUAUGUCUGUCUAUCUAGCAUAGGAAGUUAAUAUUUUAUUUAAAAAUGUUUCGGUGGUGAGUAAAUGAGAACUGUCUUAAAUACUUUGUUGCUUCAUUGCUUUGAGCUUGUGAAAUGGAGAGAAACUUAGGCAGUUUUUCUAGAAAAUAUAAGUGAGUAAAACAAACUCUUGAUAUAGAUAUGCAAUUAUUACAUUAACUUGUCCUUUUUAAUUCCAUGGUUCAUACCUGAUAGUUAUAAAAGUAAUCAUUCUCUUUCUACCAUACAUAGUGAUUUGUUGUCCUUCAUACAAAUUAUUAAUAUCGCCAAAAUCUUGUUCAUUGUGCUCAUGACUACUUGAUGUUGCCAAAACAGCUGACGGUAAGUUUGCCUUUAACAUGGCUACCAUCAAUGUUUCAUCUGCUUAAUUUGGGUGAUAUACUCACAUGUCACUGUCUGCAGCCUAGCCUCUUUGAUGAAUAUUGAUUUAAUGUUAUCACAUGAACAAACAUUAGUAACAUGGCUAACAAAACAUCAAAAAAGGACAUGAAGAGUUUACGAUGCCUUGUGUGUACUCAAAGAAAAAAAAUUUUGAUCUUUCAAAAAUCUUUCAUGUAUCUGAAAAACUAGUUAUUGUUUUUUUUAAUACGUACAAAAUUGGCAUAGAAAAUUUAAACAGAAAAGAGGAUAGAAGAUAUCAUUCAUAAGGAAAAAGCACAGGGAAAAAUGCAUCCAUUAUUUCUUACAAUCUUGCACCUGCAUUAUUGUUGAAGUCUCAUGCUAUUUUUAUCCUGUUAAAGCUGCCAGUGUAGAAAAAAAGCAGGGUUUUUUUUUUUACCUCGUCUUUUCUGUUGAAAUUACACCAUCUCCACAGUAAAAGACUUUUUGCGGUGUCCAUUCAUUCCGUAUUUUUGUAUAUAUCUUGUGAAUUAAUGUUUAAAGCAGCAAAUAUUUCUCAGGAGACAAGAUGUAAAUCUUACAAAGGGUCUCAUAACGAAGAACAAGUUUGCCUCCAAGCUUUUGACAUGUUGUUAAUUUUAAGGAUGGUGGAAAAGUUGUUCAUUUGACAGUUGUUUUUGUUUUAAAAUAAUGAUGAAUGUGUUUUCAACAUAUUUGGGGCUUUUUGUAACAUGCUCUGUUUGUUAAUGGUAUGUCAGAGAACGAUUUAUCACUGCAUUUUUAUGCAGAUAGCAUAAAAUUUUUUAUUCUUAUGUUGCUGUGAUCUGUGUGUACAAUAUAGAUCUGUCACUGGUAUUUCUGUGGUUUUGAGACAAGUAUGUUAUAUUUUUUUGUUCCUUAAAGAAUGAGUGAAAUUAGAUUUGUAAAUUAAUGAUUACUUUAGUCUGAUGAUUUUUGAAAUCAUUUUGUUCCUUUUAUUUGUUUCAAACACCACAGUAUAUUGAAGUGAUUUUAACAGUGGCAUAGCUUUCUUUCACCCCUGUUUAUAUUGCAUUAGUGGAGUAUUGAGGGCUCCCUGAAAUUGAAUGGAGACUUUGUCUUACUCUAGUCUAAAACAUAUGCAUGCCCAUGCAAUCAAAAUCUUAAACAAUACAGUCUUUAAAAUAUUGAGCAGAUAAUAUAUUGUUAACAUGCUUAGCUGAAAUCCUCAUGUAGCAAAUAAAGACGGUUGUUAUUUUGGUCUGUGGCUAAAAAGAUAA